CUCAUAUUUGAGUGUACUGAAGGAAUAAAGAUGCAGUGGAUCAUCAUCAUCACCAUUAUAGCUGUGACUUCAGCAGCCCAGCUACCGUCACGGAACUAUCUGCCUCAAAACCAGGGGUCUAAUACCCAAGGUGGAUUCCAGCAAUCGUUUCAGCAAAGUCAGUCUUUCCAGAGCUCCCAAUCCUCUGGGAUUCUAGGAGGUGGUGGCUCAGGAGACAAUGGUAACAGGAGGCCACAACAACAGGCUGAGAAAAACGCUGCUAUUGUAAAACAGGAUCAAGAAGCUAAUGAGAAUGGAGAUUUCCACUACAGCUACGAGACUUCCAACGGCAUCAGGGCUGAGGAGGCUGGUAACACUGUCCAAUCUUCUGGCGGAUUCUCCUACAAGGGCGAUGAUGGCAAUACCUAUACUGUAACAUUCACCGCUGGAGAAGGCGGCUUCAGACCUCAGGGAGCCCAUCUGCCGGUCCCACCUCCUACUCCUCAAGAAAUCCUGGUAGCUCUGGACAAAAAUGCCAAGGAUGAAGCGGCUGGAAUAUUUGACGAUGGUCAAUAUCGCCCUGAUGCUAGCGGAGGUGCCAGUGGAAGUCAGGGUCAUAAAGGAUCAUCAUCAGGAUCAUUUUCGUCGUCGGGGCAAUUCAGUUCAUCUUCAGGACAUUUCGGUUCAUCAUCUGGACAGUUCAGUUCAUCAUCAUCAUCGUCACAGUUUGGGUCAGCCAACCAUCAAGGAAGUUUCAACCCUAACAGCGGAUAUAGUUACUAAUACUGGUGACAAUGAUUAGUGUUUUGAUGAUUUCUGUAUGUGAUGUCAAAUAUCGCUUAAUAUUCAUAAGCUUGUAAAUAGGACUACUCAAAUGGUAUCGAUGUGUCU
Messenger RNA from Pectinophora gossypiella (pink bollworm), 870 nucleotides. It is a transcript of the gene CPR16, whose product is annotated as pupal cuticle protein 27-like. Lineage: Eukaryota; Metazoa; Arthropoda; Insecta; Lepidoptera; Gelechiidae. The transcript has 4 exons. The record is from RefSeq and is a predicted model, not a curated record. The coding region runs from base 31 to 762 and encodes 243 amino acids. Gene Ontology annotation, molecular function: structural constituent of chitin-based larval cuticle. Gene Ontology annotation, cellular component: chitin-based extracellular matrix.